AUGAUAGACAUUUUUGCUGCUCUACACUAUUCAGAAGAGAGGCAAGUUACUUUUACGGUCUUUCAACUAGAAGGGGCCGCCCGUUCUUGGUGGAAUAUCAUACGAACCAAAUGGGAGAGAGAGCAGACACCAAGAACGUGGGUGAACUUCGUAAGGGAGUUUAACGCCAAGUACUUCCCGCCUUUGAUCCAGGAAAAGAAGGAAGACGAGUUCAUCCGACUUCGCCAAGGCACCCAAUCAGUGGCCGAGACGGUGAGACGUUUUAUUCAGGGGCUUAACGUGGAAAUCCAAAAGGACUUGGAUGUAGCCCAAAUCACUACUUUUAGUGAUGCAGUUGAGAAGGCUUUGCGAGCUGAGAACGCAAGGCUCCAAGUGAGGAACUUCCAGAGGAGUGCUUCCCAUGAGAGCUCAGCCACUGUUUCUCGUGGCCCGUGUGGUUUCUGUGGGAAGCUAAACCAUGCGGAGAACAAUUGUUGGAGGAAAGAGAGGAAGCGCUUACGCUGUGGGAGCGCGGAGCACCAGAUCGCCAAUUGUCCGGUCCAAUCUCGAGAGAUAAUAGGGACUACGCAAUCAUCGAAGGCUACCUCGGAACAGUCGAAAGUGGAAGGAGUGAAACCGAAGGUGCCUGCUCGGGUGUAUUCUGUCGAGCAAUGCCAUGUCCCUGAUUCGGCGGAGGUGGUGGAAGGUACGAUUCCUGUCUUCCACCGUCUAGAUAGGAUUUUGAUAGACCCCGGUGCCACCCAUUCCUUUGUUAAUCCUGAUUUCUUGUGUGGAAUUGAUAUCACCCCUGUUAGUUUGCUAUAUGAUCUAGAAGUAAGUACUCCUACGGUGUGA
Coffea eugenioides is the source of this 834-nucleotide messenger RNA. RefSeq lists its product as uncharacterized. The transcript has 3 exons. Lineage: Eukaryota; Viridiplantae; Streptophyta; Magnoliopsida; Gentianales; Rubiaceae. The record is from RefSeq and is a predicted model, not a curated record. The coding region runs from base 1 to 834 and encodes 277 amino acids.